Messenger RNA from Recurvomyces mirabilis, 1944 nucleotides. RefSeq lists its product as uncharacterized. Lineage: Eukaryota; Fungi; Ascomycota; Dothideomycetes; Mycosphaerellales; Teratosphaeriaceae. The record is from RefSeq and is a predicted model, not a curated record. The transcript has a single exon. Bases 1 to 1944 code for a protein of 647 amino acids.
AUGGCGGCCGCUGCAGCACCUACGCCUGCAUCAUCACCACUUUCUGGGUUCGCGAGAUGGGUGCCCAGUCUACCCAUCGUCAAUCUCAACAGCCUCAAUCCAUUCGCGACCAGCGAUAACACGAAGCCCUCAUCCGGCGAAGCAACUGGCCGCUCGUUUCUGUCGAUACUGAACAAUGGCACUACCAACGAUGCUUCUGCGUCUCGCGAGACGUCGCCGACCCGGAGCAAUAUCAUGUUUGAAGAACCUCACGGACGGAUCAAUAGUGAAGAUGGCGAUUCUCGGGAAGGCAGCUUGGCGGAUGAACGCACAAGCCGGAGAAGGACCAAUAAGCUCAAGACAACCUUCUCCGUAUGCCAUCCACCACCAACCAAUCUGACCCGACACAAGCUACAUCGUCGACCGCGAAGUCUGUUGCAGCUACAUCGGUUGUCGCCAGAUGCUCGGCCAACACCAGCGUUGGAAGUCAUCCCGAGCGCCAAUUUCAGCGUUCGACUGACCAAAGCCAUCACAAAAGUGUUCCGGGCCAAGCAUGGCCUAUGUCCGAACGACUUUGUGGUUUUGCGAGCUGAGAAGUAUGCGGGUAAUGAUGAUGUAGUCGACGAGGAGCAAGAGACUCGGGACAUCAUUGGAUUGAUCUGCAAUCGCAGGAAAGAGACAAAAGAGGAAGGCAUGGUCGAGAAAGCGAAAGUCAAAAUCUGUUUGGCCACAGGCAUGGAGUGGGAGGCGUAUCCUCUGAUCAAUGGUGGUUACGAAUUCUUCACGACCGAUGAGCAUGGUUUGGGACUCACAAUGCGAUGGGUGCCAAAGAAGAAUAAGGACGGCAGCAAAGCAUUGAGCAAGGAUGGUACGAGGAGAUUCAACUUCAGCACCAUAAGUCCGAACACCCGGAGACAUCCAGUGAUAGCGGUCCUGAGCAAGACUGGCGUGGACAUUUAUGAUACAUACAAGAUGCCAGACCCUAAUGCAUCUACACCUACACCCACGCCAACGAGAAAUUCGAGUUCUGUGCUCGCCGAUGCCAUGGAAGAAGAGGGCGCGGGCAACGACAUGUGUGAUACGGACGAUUCCCUUCGCGAGAUCAUUGCCAUGACCGCUAUAUGGGUGACAUUCAAGGAGGGAUGGUCUCCGACCUUCCGGUAUGACGACAAAGAGGCUGGUGUGGCUCCACAACGAGCUGCGUCAGGUAUGAGUGCGCCAUACUCUCCCACCAAAUCGAACGCGAGCCCAAUGGCAACACCUCCCGGCUCCCCAACCCAUGCUCAGCUCGAGAAACGAGGUAGUAUCAAAUCUGUUGGCUCAAACAUUUUCCGCCGAACCAGUAUGUUGAGCAGAGACAACCGGAUGAGUCAGACCUCAUUACCGGAAGAAUAUCUCGAAAGCACAGGUCUUGAGCGAGCAGGAAGUGUCAAGAAAACAGGGCGUGCGCGAGGCGAUAGCACUAGCACCGUUCUCGUCCACCGCGCAGCCAGCAACAGACGCAAGAACAACCAGCAAGCGACUUGGCGACCGGAUCUACUUGCUCAGCAGAACUCCUUGACCGAGACUAGCAGAGAGGAUAUGCAUACUGCGGCCACCCCUACUAAAGUCACGGCUCGUCCAGAUAGCAUCUGGGAUUCUCCCGCCGAGGCUGCGUCUGAAGGUCGCAAGGAGUCUGCUGCACAACCGCUUAUUCCGAUCCCAACAACGACGACUCCAGGCGAGAGUGCGCCGCCGUCGCCUUCGACGAAUCGCACAGCGCCACGGACGCUUGAGGCGGAGAAGCCUGCCGAAAAACGUAUUAGUGAUGCGACUACAGAGGCUUCGUCGAGCGCAAGUGUGCCACAAAUUUCGGCGUCGCAGCAACAGAAACAACAGGUGAAGCAGGGAAAGGAGAAGGGAAAGAAGAAGAGAAGUUGGCGGAAAUUGUUCUGUGGUGUUGGUGGCGAUUAUGAUGGUCUUUGA